Molecule: messenger RNA, 1486 nt
Organism: Nicotiana tabacum (common tobacco)
Lineage: Eukaryota; Viridiplantae; Streptophyta; Magnoliopsida; Solanales; Solanaceae
Source: RefSeq, a predicted model, not a curated record
AAUCAGCAGAGUACAGAAUGUCAUUUCAAGAAGUAGAAGACAUAUUUAGGCAAUGGGGCCACCUUAUUUCUCAUCUCUUUUCUUCAGGAAUUUGCAGCUAUGGCAACUUUCAGGCUAAGAUCACUUUUGGGUCUCCACAAAUGGAGGCCCAAGUUAUUGGUUUGUUCAGCUUCACACUUUUCUCCAUUUCGCAGCUACUCUUCACUGAAUGACACAUCUCUUUUUGGAUAUCUGGAUCUUCUACAGAGAAUUGGAUUUAUAGGACUUGGAAACAUGGGAUCAAGAAUGGCCGAUAACUUGAUUAAGGCUGGAUACAAUCUUGCAGUUCAUGACAUCAAUCAUAAUGUUAUGAAGAUGUUUUCGGACAAAGGCGCUCUCACGGAAGACUCGCCUUUGAAAGUUGCAGAGACAAGUGAUGUCGUUAUUACAAUGUUACCAUCAUCAAACCAUGUUCUGGAUGUUUAUACUGGUCAAAAUGGCUUGCUUAGUGGUGGUAAUCCACUCAGACCAUGGCUAUUUAUUGAUUCUUCUACGAUUGAUCCUCAAACAUCAAGAAAGGUCUCUGCAGAUGUGUGUAAUUGUUCUUUGAUACACAAGAGAGAUGGCUGGAAGACUCCUGCUAUGUUGGAUGCUCCAGUAUCUGGCGGUGUUCUUGCAGCAGAGAAUGGGGCUCUUACUUUCAUGGUUGGUGGUACAGAGGAGGCUUACACGGCUGCCAAACCCUUGUUUCUCUCAAUGGGCAAAAACUCUAUUUACUGUGGUGGAUCGGGGAAUGGUGCAACUGCAAAGAUCUGCAACAAUUUGGCGAUGGCUAUUAGUAUGCUUGGGGUGUCAGAAGCCUUUGCUCUUGGUCAGUCUUUGGGAAUUGCAGCUAGCACUCUAACAAAAAUAUUCAAUUCUUCAAGUGCUCGCUGUUGGAGUAGUGACACAUACAAUCCAGUGCCUGGGGUGAUGGAUGGGGUGCCCUCUUCCAGGAAUUAUAUUGGAGGUUUUGCAUCCAAGUUGAUGGCUAAAGAUCUGAACCUUGCUGCAGCAUCAGCAAAAGAAAUUAGACUCAAGUGUCCUUUGACAUCACAAGCAGAAAAGAUCUUCUCAGAGCUCUGCAAUAUUGGUCACGAGGCAAAGGACUUCUCCGGUGUAUUCCGCUACUACUACUCUGGAAAAGAUGAGCAGUAAUACCCUAAGCUAAGCAGUUCACAUUGUUGGAAUCCUGCAUAAUGAUGAACACUGAAGUAAAUGGACUGAUUUUUGUUUUUCUCCAGAGUUUCUGGUUCUAUCUGACAGUGUAGGAUUUUGUGCUCUUCUAUGAAGAUCCCUCUUAAGGGUGUUCAGAUAUUAGAUCUAAGGCUCUCUAUAAGUGGAACAAUUAAUAUUUUAGUUGUAGAAAUAGUCUACCAAUUUAUGUUUAAAUUUAAAUUUCUGUUUAGAUAUUUUAGGUUGUUGAAUAUUUAUUAUGUAGAUUUUAUUUUCUGUUUCUUAGUGGCUA